AUUGGUGGACAUUUUUAAAUGCCUCGAGGUUCUCUUUCAAACGAAUUUUGAAACACUUUUAUUUACAAAAUGGAACCCGACAAUGACCUCAAUAUUCGUGAAGAAAUUGUCCAAAUUGUCAUGCGUUUGGCAGAACUUUUUAAUAGGUUAUGUCACACUGAGGACGGCGAGAAUUUAUUUGUGGUAAUGUUGUGUUUUAUUCUUGUUUAAUUUGUAUCUACAUUGCCUUUUUUAUGCAAGCUUUGGGGGCAUAUAUUUUCCUUAUAAAUUUCGAAGCUGACUAUUCAAAGGUUGUAAAACUGAAUUCGAAGCUUGCUUUCAAGCUCAUACCGCAUCUGUUGUGCUCAAAAUGGCUAAUUCUUUUUCAUUUCUUUAUUUUUCAGCGAUGGCAGCCGAUAUGCCUUCGACAAGACGGCGAAAACAGGAGUAUAGUACGUUAUUUGGCCGACCACAUGCCUCAUGGUUUGGUUUUUGAUCCAUUUUUGUGCUACUACAGAACUUUAAUGGCGUCAGUUUUUACAAGGAAAAGUUUGAUAAGAGAAAUCGGGAGCAGGCUGCCAAUACAACCAAGCAAACGACCGUAUUUUUAUGUAAGAGUUGUAAAUGUACUAUCUGCUAUGUCCGCUAAAUUAUUAAGCCGCAAUGUGCCCUAUUUUGUUAUUUUAGGCCAACAAUCUUGGCCAAAACAUCUGCGACACUACCAAUUAUUUGACAAUAUUUUGUAAAUACCACAAAUUUAGAAAACCUCCCCCUUACCCUCACCAUUCGAUGUUGGUUGCAUACUUGAUUGUAAUACGUCCAACAUCGUUGUGGGAGGGGGGGAGGGGGGCGGAGCAAAUAAUUCUAUAAUAGUAAAAAAGUGCCACAGAGGAAUGUUUAAACAGGAACGCUCUGAGAGCGUUGCAGAUGGUUUUGAUCAUAGUUCCAAUGUCGUGCUUGUCAUGUGUCAAACCUAAUUUGAAGUGCUUUAAAUAUAAAGUGCAUGAUAAGCGUGACAAUUAAUCAAUUAAGUUGAAUGAGUACACCAAUAUAAUCCAUGGUGCUACGUUGAUUCAAAUGGAAAUGGGGCAAUAAACAGUAAAGUCUAUUGAAAUGUGUCUAACAUCCUGUAUUCAUUCCAGAUGCUUCACAAGCAAGCCACAGAGGUGCGUACGAGGGGAUUGAAGGAUAUCCAUGGCACACGGUUUGUCCACAGCACGCCCUGUCGAGAUACAAUCAGUCCUGGAAGCUGCUCCAUUGUAUGGGAUAGCAUGAACGAAAGUUGUCGAGAUAAUACUUAUCAAAACUCGAUGGUUGCAUCAGACGAUACUGUUAGAAAAAUCACUGCUUUAGAAGAUGAACUGAACAGAUUAAGGGCACAGAUUGCAGGAUUUGUGCUGAAGCAAGAUGAUUUGGAUACCACCACAAGUAUAUGCAUUUCAUUGUCCAUUAUUAAUAAAUCCUAUAAUUUAAGGAAGCUUGUACGUAGUAAAUUUAUUGAGUAACAUGCAUAAUAUUAUGCUAUAAUAAUAUUACAAAAACCGAAAUUCAAGAUAAUUUCUUUUACCCAAAAAGUGUCAUGUUCUUGUGUCAAAACAUUCAGGAAUGCAACUAUACAUUCCUAUAAAUGUCGUGAAAUCUACAAUUUGGAAAUGGCGAAAUAUGAUCUGCAGGAAGUUGUUUUGAAAUUAGUUAGUAACGAGUUUGACGUUUUAACGGCAGUAGGAAAAGGAAUGUAGUUGCAUUUCCUGAAAUUUUUUGACAUGAAAACAAGAUACAUUUUUUCUUUUGAUAAAUAAAUAAACAAUGUACAAAAGAUACAAACUUUAUGUAUUAAAUUAACUUGUAUAUAAUUUGUCACUGUAGGUAUGGUUGCACCCCCUGCUCCACCCCCAUUACCACCACCACCUCCUCCGUUACCUAAUACGACAACCACUACUGUGUUGCACACUCCCAGAAAGGUAAGACUCACAAAUAUUCAUCAAACAUCCAAAUUCUAUUUUCAAUUUCAAUUUCAAAUCUACUAAAUAAAGGUGACUGGCUUAAAAUAUAAUAAUAAUGGCAAUCAAUUCAAACGAAUGAGAAUAUUCAGGCAUUAUAGUUAUAAUAAAUGUUUUCUAAUGGAUUGAUAUAGAGAUCACCAAGACAGAUGAGAUUAGAGACUGUUAACCAUUAAUUAAUAUAAGAGACCAUGAUAAUAACCAUUAAUUAAUUUAAGAUACAUUGUGCUACUUUAUUAUUUUACUCUGUCUAAUUCCAGAUGAUUUUUCUCAUCAAGGGGAGAGUACUGUCACUCAAUUAAGGUUAACACUACCACUUGGGACAGAUAAUCUGAUUAACUUAUUGACACCCAAAUAACAUUUUCUGGUUGAUGAUUAAAAUGCGCACUGCAUGUAUGUUAAACAACAAAUUAUCAAUGACAAAUGUAUAAUUGGUUGAUCUUGAAAAAUUUCCGUCAGUGUACCACUUUAGGGGUACAAUAUACAAAAAAAGGGACGAAAAAAAUUUUUUUCGGACUUAUAUCAAAAAUUUUUUUCGGAAAUACACUUUUUUUAAACAAAAUAUUGCAAAUUUGUCCCCUUAUACCCAAAUUUUCAAAAAAUAACCUAAAUUUCUCCCUAUUUAUCAAAAUUUUUUCCAAAAAUUCAAAUUUUCUGGGGGGGCUAAGCCCCCCCACUUUUACUUCUGGGAGGCUUUAGCCCCCCUAGCCCCCCCUGUUCCGCCGCCCCUGACUCCAAGGGGAGAUCGAAUGGGAACAAUUGACUGAAUUGUUAUUUUUUUCUGUCAAUUUAUUAAAGAACACUGGAAAAGCUUCAGCUGCAGUGGCUAAGAAUGGAAAUGUAUUAGAUAUGACAGCAAUACUGAAAGAUCUUAAUCAAGUCAAGUUAAAAGCAGUCGAAAGGUAAUUUGAUAAUAUGGUUAUUAUAAUUAUUAAUACUGAGCCUUAAUUUCCAUAAUUAUAGAAACCCUCGCUCUCUGUUUGGAUCGCCAAUUACUCAUGGACUCUUGUGUGCUCUCAUCAACUUUGAGCUGAUUGAUGAGAACUUGGCUAGACUGUGAGCAGUCCCUCUUUUGUGGGUUUAGCUUUCCGGACAUGCGAGGGGAAAGGAGGGACUGCUGACUCAAGAAACAAAGUUGGCUCCUGUGACCUUAAAUGUGUUCAUUUAUAAAAUCAACAUUCGAUCAGUUCUGGAAAUUAUUUACAGCAUAGUUACUACAUAUCAGAUUUGAUUGACAGGCACAUCAAUUUUGAUCAAUGGGAAUUUUGUGUUGUGUGGACAAUGCAUGUUUUGUUUCAUGAGUAGGUUUAGCAGAAAAAUAGUGAUAUCCGGUUAAUCCGGUAAACAUGAUAUGUUUAUGUUCUUCAUUGUUUUGAAAAUCCCUCUGUUCAACAUACUAUCCAAUCGAUUCCAAUUUUUUCAUAUUGAUUUUGUUAAGGUCACCAGGUGGUACGCCGAUUAGAAGAGCGCCACGAAAAACGAAAGGGACAGAUCCUGCAUCCAUAAUUGCCGAUGCACUGAAAAGCAAGUUUGCAAAGUCAAGAAUGGCAAUUGCAUCACCUGGUAUGAACUAUUUUAAGGCUCGUUUACACUUGCAAUUUCUGCUGCGGUUUUUUUCUCCUGAUGUAUGUGAACGAAUGGAUGAGUUGGGAAUGUUUAAUAGAUGAGGGUACAUGCGCUGAGACUCUGAGAGCAUGCAUAACUAAUAUUAACUCGUUCACAUCCAUCAGAAUAAGAAAAUCUCACUGAAGAAGAAAAUCACAGCAAAAAAUUAAUUAACAUUCUGAUAAUUAUUCCAACAUUUAAAUUGGAUUGAUUAAUCAACAUUCUAAUAUUCUAACGUUUAAAUUUCCUUAAAAAACAAUUUGAAGAUCGACUUAAUCGUGAAGUGUUGAUUACAGCUGAUUUACUAAUAAAGAAUAUUAAGUCUUCAAAUGACUUUGUUAAGGAAAUUUAAACGCUGAAUAUUAGAAGGUUGAUUAUUAUGUCAAUAUAGUUCCUUAUUGUGUUAAUAUGAUGGCAAGUGAAUUUUAACAUUCCGGGCAACUAAUUGACCAUUUGCAUAAUAGACUAAAUUUUGAUCACAACAGAAAUAUCAUCACAGCUUGAAAGAGCAUCACAAAAUUAGUAAUAUUCCAAAGUUUCGUUGCGAAAUGUUGUAAAAUGCGGAAAAUAUGGCCUUGCGAAGUUUGCAAUUUUCAGUCAUUUUAGAUUACAAAUGGAAAAUUGACAGCCCCAAACCCUCUGAGGCUGUCAAUUUCCCGUUUGUAAUCUAAAAUGACUGAAAAUUGCAAACUUCGCAAGGCUAUAUUUUCCGAAUUUUACAACAUUUCGCAACGAAACUUUGGAAUAUUACUAAUUUUGUGAUGCUCUUUCAAGCUGUGAUGAAAUUUUUGUCUACUUGUCUAGAUAAAAAAUUUAGUCUAUUACGCAAAUGGUGAAUUUUCAUACAUUCUAACUUGCCAUGAAUUCGCGAGUGAUUAGGAUAGUCAAGUUACAGUGUACUGUACACCACUGAAUCCAUACAGUAUAUUAAGUGAAGUUUGAAUUUAGUUAAUUGUGUCCUUCGUGAGCCAUUAGUUUUAGACUACAUGACAUGUAUGUUUGGAGUUGAUAGCCAUUUGGUUGAGCUUCAGAUGAUAGCUUAUUCCGAGCUAUCCAGUAUAAAUAUUUCCUAACUCCUAAGUUCAUUUUUGUUCAAUUUCGUUUUUGCAGACAAAGAGAACCUCCAUAGCAAUAGUCCAGGAAACUCGUUUAGUAAUACGCCAAGUCCUCAGCUGUACCUCAGAAAGCCACUUGAAAAUAAGGUAGGUUGGAACAUGUAAUCACUUUGAGUAUUCCAGUAAGCGUUUGGUCGGUUUGGACAAAAGACGAAAAGUGCCAUCCAGUCACGACCAGUGAUCGGAAUGUUCCAUUGUCUUUUCUUUCAUUGUUUUGAAAAUCCUAUUGUUCUCCAUCUCAUCCUGUCACGAUCCAGUGAUCGGAAUGUUCCAUUGUCUUUUUAUUGUUUUGAAAAUCCUAUUGUUCUCCAUCUCAUCCUGUCACCAUCACUGGUCACCAUCCAGUAAUCGGAAUGUUCCUGAUUGUCUUUUCAUUGUUUUGAAAAUCAUAUUGUUCUCCAUGUCAUCCUGUCACCAUCCAGUAAUCGGAAUGUUCCAUUUGAAAAUCCUAUAACAUCCAUAUGGCGGCCAUUUCGGUGGCGAAUUACGAAUAUUUCUGUCUUAUUUUCGCUUUUACACACAUCUGAAAUUAGUCAGGAUACAGAAUAUGAAUACGAAUUGUUUGUAAGCCACCGCUAUUUCUGCAAGUUUCAAGUAUUUUCCAGAUUUUUCUUCGGUUUUUCGUCUUUUUGUCAAAAGAAAAAUCGAUUGAAUCGUUUUUUUAAAAAAAUCGUUUUUUCCCGGUUUUAUCGAUUAACCGCCCGACCCUAUGGCCAUGCUUUUGGCUUAAGAGUUAAGGUCAUGCUUUUAGCGCGGUGCAAGCUGUUUUAUGGGAAGGAGUUUUCAUUUACUGAUUAUAGUAAGGCUUAAAUUUGUAAUGCUAUACUGGGAAAAAUAAUCACAUUUUUAGGGGUACAUGUAGGCCGUUACUGGGCUUUGCUUUAAGCUGAAUAAUUUGACCGGCCAGAAAUGUCCGACGGUCCGAGCUAAAAUUGAUUUGGCCGGUCACCUUGAUCGCGGCUACACUCCAGCCGUUAUUAAACCUAUACUCAUUCUGUGUUUUGCUUCUUCUCAAGGGGAACGGAAGGCAGUCACCUCGUAUUGAGAUCAAAACGCAUGCCAUUCCAUUGCGGGUGUAAGACGGCCCUCAGGACGCUGAUGUCUCCAAAUUAUGUGCAAGCCCUCUCCUCAGCGUGCAAGUGAAAAAGAAUAAAUGGCAAACUGACUUGUAAAUAUAACUGAACCACUGUGGAGACGUACGAUUUUAUCCCAUAGUAUACAAUAAAAUAUUCACUGUAUAUUCUUUCAUACGUUGGUAGUACGACCUUGAUUUGACCUUCAAAAUAUUACUUAAAUUAAAGGACAUUGGCA
Paramuricea clavata is the source of this 6010-nucleotide messenger RNA. NCBI's taxonomy places the organism in Eukaryota, Metazoa, Cnidaria, Anthozoa, Malacalcyonacea, Plexauridae. The record is from the annotation of a GenBank genome assembly.